Triticum aestivum (bread wheat) is the source of this 622-nucleotide messenger RNA. RefSeq lists its product as uncharacterized. The record is from RefSeq and is a predicted model, not a curated record. NCBI's taxonomy places the organism in Eukaryota, Viridiplantae, Streptophyta, Magnoliopsida, Poales, Poaceae. The coding region runs from base 130 to 441 and encodes 103 amino acids. The transcript is spliced from 3 exons.
CGGCCCGGCCCGUUUGUCUUGCUAUCCGGUUUCGUCUCGCCCUCGUCUCCAGCGGCCCGGACGGCGAGCCGGAGACGGCGCCCAUCUCAAUCUCAACGUAGCGGCACAUCGAUUCCCGGCGACCAAACGAUGCGGCGGCCGGCGGCGAGUGUCUCUGUAGCAUCGAAGGUUCAGUCUGUACCCAAGAAGGCCAAAGAGAUGAUACACUUUUCUAGAGAUCAGCUGAUUGGGUUGGCAUUUGUUGCAUUUGGCAUCAUAUUAUUUGUGGGUUUCUUCUACGCAGCUGUUGUGUCCAAAAUGCUUCCGCCUUAUGAGAACUGGCUUCUAUCUGCCAUCCAAAAUGACAGGUAUUACUGCCUACUCGUACCCUUGACACUUCCCGUGAUAAUUGUGGCUGUCUAUCUGCAUUGGCUAAGCAUGAAGAUGUUCAAGCAUGCCUGAAGAAUUGCACAUCUGUUUUGCAGAAGCCAGUUUUCUAGCGUAAAUUUUGAUGGCAACAUACUAAAUUGACCUCAUGGUGUCAUUACUAGAUAUUAAAAUGAGCACAUUUAUGUGUAGAAAGUGUAGUUGUAUUUGUGAAAUGCUUAUGGUGGAAAAUACAUAUUUAUUUGUUAAAUGUUUA